GUCAUUCACAGUCACAUGUGGCGCCUGUUUAGUUUCACUUCCGCGUUUGAACAGAAACAGAUAAAUCCUUUAAAUCAUGCAAUUGUUUUAACGCUAAAAUUGACCGAAGUUUGUUUAUUCACUGUGUAAUUAUCGACACUAGCGUAUAUUUUGACGGAAUGUCGUUAAGUGUUGUUUAAGGACAUCAACUAGUGCGACACUUUUGGAAAGAAGAACCCCAGGCUGGGUGUCCACAUCUAGACAACUAGUUGAGACCUUCCACUUUUAAUUUUUCUACAGUUAACACUGUCAUAAAAAUUCCGAAAGGCAUCACCUCUGAAAGUCAUGUUGCUGUCUGUGAGAAUAAUCACUCCUCUUUUUGUACUACUUGCUGGAGUGCAAGCUAAGCGCAACACGGACAACUGCAAGCUGAUUUCAUCCAGCGAAUCUGAGAAAAAUGCGCUCGUUUUACUAGAGCCUCUCACCAAUCAAAGCUUCACCGUGAAAGGACAACAGCAGGAAGCAUAUUCGUACAUUUUUCAGGUGUGUGGAGAUGCUGGCGGAUUGAAGAAUGCAGGUCUUGUGCAGAAAGAUGACAAAGAUGACAAGCUGGUCCCAAUUGGGAUCUACACUAAAACACGAGCCAUUAAAGGAAGUGACUGGAUUUUGCUCAUCUAUGAGGGGGGUGAGAAUUAUGACACCCACUGUUCAAAAGAGCCAAGAAAAGCCAUGAUUAUGAUUUCAUGCAACGAAAAUGCUAAGAAUGACUUUUCAGUGGUUUUGGAGGACAAUCAGAAGCCAGAUGACUGUUAUUACCUGUUUGAGCUGGACACCAAUGUACUCUGUCAAAAAAUCCCAUCCAAACUCAGUGGCGGCUCCAUAUUCCUUAUUGUUGUAUUCUCCUGCCUGGCUGUGUAUCUUACCGGUGGAUUCCUCUAUCAGCGACUGGUAGUUGGAGCCAAGGGAGUUGAACAGUUCCCCAACUAUGCCUUUUGGUCACAGAUCGGCAACUUAUCUGCUGACGGAUGUGAUUUCGUCUGCCGAUCCCGUGGUAACAGAGAAGAACCCCCCACAUACAGAGGUGUGGCUACUGAACCUCUUGGGGAGGAGCCAGAAGAAAGGGAUGACCAUUUACUUCCCAUGUGACCAAAUCAUAACAACCAAUGAACAGAGGCUGGACAGUUUAUGGUUUUGAAACCCAAAGAGAGAUGUUCAGUUCAGCAGGCGUGUUCCUAGUUCAGAAGUGCUGCUGUUUUUUCUUCUUUUUUUUUUUUUACUUCCCAAUAGCACUUAUUCUCUGUUUAUCCCUUAAAAUGUUAAUUUGGUGUUUGCUAACUAGUAUUCAGAAAUCCAAAGUCCCACAGAUAGAUUUGGUUAUUUAAUAUUUAUGGCAAGAUAUCAUCAACAUGAAACACUGCCCCUGUUUUCAGUCUAUAGGUAGUAAAAGACAUCAAUGCUGCUUGACUGUGUGAUAUGGUCACCACAUAGAUGUGGUUUGGUAUAAAGUACAAGUACUUAUUUCCAAUCAA
Rhinichthys klamathensis goyatoka is the source of this 1508-nucleotide messenger RNA. RefSeq names its product mannose-6-phosphate receptor (cation dependent) (gene m6pr). The coding region runs from base 325 to 1125 and encodes 266 amino acids. Gene Ontology annotation, molecular function: protein domain specific binding. Gene Ontology annotation, cellular component: endosome; trans-Golgi network; Golgi apparatus. Gene Ontology annotation, biological process: protein targeting to lysosome. The record is from RefSeq and is a predicted model, not a curated record. Lineage: Eukaryota; Metazoa; Chordata; Actinopteri; Cypriniformes; Leuciscidae. The transcript is spliced from 7 exons.